Bicyclus anynana (squinting bush brown) is the source of this 10027-nucleotide messenger RNA. RefSeq names its product dedicator of cytokinesis protein 1 (gene mbc). Gene Ontology annotation, molecular function: guanyl-nucleotide exchange factor activity; small GTPase binding. Gene Ontology annotation, cellular component: plasma membrane; cytoplasm. Bases 118 to 5928 code for a protein of 1936 amino acids. Lineage: Eukaryota; Metazoa; Arthropoda; Insecta; Lepidoptera; Nymphalidae. The record is from RefSeq and is a predicted model, not a curated record. Gene Ontology annotation, biological process: small GTPase-mediated signal transduction; cell migration. The transcript is spliced from 30 exons.
CAUCCGACCAUAGACAACGUGUUUUGUGAUUUGUCAAACUCCAAAACUUUGACCGUGAUAAAAAUGACGAGCCCUACAAUUUAAUUAUAAAAUUAAAAAUCUAGUGGUUUUACAAAUAUGACUGUGUGGCGAAAACUCGAAAAUGAGGAGUGCUACGCCGUCGCUGUAUACAACUUCAACUCUUCGAAGCCGUUCCACCUGGCGCUGGAGGUGGGCGAGCUGGUGCAGCUGCAGCGUGAGACGGCGGACUGGUACUGGGGCAGCAGCCUGCGCAGGGAGGCCAGCGGCGCCUUCCCAAAGCGAUACGUCGUCGUACGGGACUGCACUGUGGACAGAUGCGGCGAGGCGGUGGUCGCGUCGGCGGGCGGCGGCGGCGUGGUGCACGACAUCGCCGUCACGCUGCGCGAGUGGCUGCAGCACUGGAAGGCGCUCUACACGACAAAUGACGACCGGUUCAAGUUCAUGGAGGUGAGCAUGCGCGCCCUGCUGCAGCUGCGCGCGCAGGCCGCGUCAGGCGCGCUGCCGCAGGACCAGCUGCGCCGCGUGCAGCGCACCGCUGUCUUCACCAUCGACAAGGGGAACAGAGCACUGGGCAUGGAGCUGGCGGUGCGCACGGUGAGCGGCCAGCUGGUGGACCCGCUCACCAUCUCCACCUUCAGGCUCAACGCGCUGCACGACGAGGCCAACGCGAGAAUUGACAAAAAUAUGGAGACGACGCCCACGAGCCGGCCCACGAGCCAGACGCCGGUGGUGCGCACCUACACCGUGGUCGUCAACAUCAAGAACUUCGUGUGCCGGCUGGCCGACACCGCCGAGCUGGCGCUGGCGCUGCACGACGCGGCCGGCAACAAGCUGACCGAGAGCGUGCUGCUGCGCUGGCCGCCGGGCCCGCUGGGUGCUGCCGAACUGUUCACCGCACCCUCUAGCGUCUUCACAGAUCUGGGCAGUGACAUAAAGAAGGAGAAGAUCUUACUCGUGUGUCACGUUGUCAGGAUAGGCUCCAUGGAGCCACAGAAUGUAGAUCACAGACGCAGCUCCAUCAGUCCCAACAUGCCGCCGAGCGCGGGCUCCGGCGCGCGCAUGCGACGCCCCUUUGGCGUGGCGUGCGCCGACAUCACGCAGCACCUCGCCGCCGAUAACUCCGACAAGGAGAUACAGCUGCCCUUCUACGCAUGUGAAAAGGAAAACAACAUGGAUUCUCUUCUAAAGAAGGUGAUCGCAAACCGCGAACUCAAAGAUCAGAAACAGUCACAAGGACUUUGGGUGUUUCUGCAAAUGGUCGAAGGAGAUUUGAAACAGAUACGGCAAGAGAACCCGCAUAUAGUGGUCGGCAACACGGUGUUCGCGCGCAAGAUGGGCUUCCCCGAGGUGAUCCUGCCCGGCGACGCGCGCAACGACCUGUACGUGACGCUGUGCGGCGGCACCUUCAGCAGGGGCGGCGGCAAGAGCUCCGAGCGCAACGUGGAGCUGACGGCGCGCGUCGUGGACAAGCACGGACGCACUGUGCCGGGCGUGAUCUCAGCGGGCGCGGGCGUGCCGCCGGCGUGCGAGUACACGUCCGUGGUGUACUACCACGAGGACCGCCCGCGCUGGCAGGAGGUGUUCAAGGUGUGCCUCAACAUCGACGAGUUCAAGGAGGCGCACACGGUGUUCCUGCUGCGCCACCGCAGCUCCAACGAGGCCAAGGACCGCGCCGAGCGCCCCUUCGCGCUGGCCUACCUGCGCCUCAUGCAGAAGGAGGGCACCACCGUGCCCGACACGCAGCACAGCCUGGCUGUGUACCGCAUCGACUACAAGCGCGCCGGCAGCAACGCUGAGGAGGAGGCGGCGGCGGCGUGCCUGGGCCUGCCCUCGCGCCGCGACGAGCUGCCGGCCGGCUGCGACCGCGGCCUGACGCGCGGUCCGCUGGCGCUGCUGCCGCGCGACUCGCUGCUCGUCGCCACCAAGCUGUGCUCCACCAAGCUCACACAAAGAGAGGAGAUCCUGGGCGUGCUGAAGUGGAGCGCGCACCACGCGGACGGCACGCUGCGCGAGGCGCUGCUGCGGCUGCAGCGCGUGCCCAACGACGAGCUGGUGAAGUUCCUGCAGGACAUCCUCGACGCGCUGUUCAGCAUCCUCACGCAGCUCGACGAGCGCGAGCCGUACGGGGAGCGCAGCUACGCCGUGCUGGUGCUGGACUGUCUGCUGCAGGUGAUCGCGCUGGUGGCCGACCACAAGUACCAGCACUUCCAGCCGGUGCUGGCCGUGUACGUGGAGCGCAGCUUCUGCGACGCGCUGGCGUACGAGCGGCUCAUCGCCAUCAUGGUGUGGUGCGUGCGCGGCGCGGAGGCGGGCGAGGCGGCCAGCAAGCGGCUGCUGCAGUGCAUGAAGUGCCUCGAGAGCCUGACGCGCGUGCUGGUGCGCUCGCGGCAGCUGCGCGCGGCGCUGGCGCACGACGCGCCGCACUGCGCGCAGCUCACGGCGCUGCUGGACGCGCUGGUGUGGCUCAUGCGCUGCGGCGACAGCGCGCUCACGUGCCAGGGCAGCGCGCUCAAGUACCUGCCGCACGCCGUGCCGCACAUGAUCCAGAUCUACCCCGCCGCGCAACUCAGCGAGUACGUAGUGCGCGCGCUGGAGGCGCUGCCGCUGGGCCGGCUGGCCAACCAGCGGCUGCACGCGCUGCUGGAGCUGGUGCGCGGCCCGCUGGGCGCGGAGCCGGGCCCGCGGGCGCUGCUGCUACCACACCUCGCCUCAACGCUGCGCGCCUUGCUGCGCGCGCCCGCUGAGCUCGACAACGCGGCGCAGAAGUCGCGCUCGGCGGACAAGGCGGCGCGCCUGCUGGGCGCCGACACCGCCAGCCUGCUCGACCACACGCAGCAGAUGCAGAUCGUGGAGCUGUGCGUGGAGACGCUGGGCGAGGUGGUGUCGCUGCUGGCGCGCGCCGACGUGGGCGCCGUGGACGCCGACCGCGGCGAGCUGGCGCGCGCGCUGCUGCCCACCGUGCUGCGCAUCAGCGCCGCCAUGCUGCGCGAGCGGCGCGACGACGGCGACGAGCCGCUGCUGCGCAAGCUGGUGUGCGUGCUGCUCGACAUGGUGCGCCAGAGCUCGGCCGACCAGUACGCCGCGCUGCGCGACGCGGACGCCGGCGCGCGCGCGCUGCCCGCCGACGCGCUGGCGCUCAUGCGCGCGCUGCUCACGCGGCCCGUGUUCCGCGCGCACUGGGCCGACAUGCUGCACCUGCAGCACCACGUGAUGCUGCGCGCGCUGCGCCUGCUGGCGGCGCCGCUGCGCGACGCGCUGGACGCGGACGACGCGGCGCGCGACGCGCUGCUGGAGUGGUUCUGCGUGCUGAGCGCCGUGGCGGCGGCGCCCGACAUCCAGCUGGAGGCGCUGCCGGCCGCGCGGCGCCAACGCGCCGUGGCGCUGUACGGGGACACGCGCCGCUCCGCCGCCGCGCUGCUGGCCGACGCGUGGUUCGGCCUGGGGCGGCACAAGCCGGCGCUGGUGGCGCCACUGGUGGAGCCGUUCCUGGAAGUGAGCUUCCUGCGCGACGAGGAGGUGCGCAACACCACUAUCCCGCUGUUCUUCGACAUGAUGCAGGCCGAGUACCAGCACACGGCGGAGACGGGCGAGGCGCAGCUGCGCUCGUUCGAGAGCGAGCUGAUCGACAAGCUGGACGUGCUGGCGGAGGCGGGGCGCGGGGACGCGGCGUGGCGCGCGCGCUUCGUGAGCCUGUGCGGCGCGCUGUGCCAGGCCUCGCCGCCGCUGAGGGAGGCGGGCACGGAGCUGGUGGCGGCGGCGGCGCGCCAGCUGGACGCGCUGCUGCAGUACCGCGCGGCGCCGCCGCAGCAGCGCAUGUACCUGGUGCCGGGCGUGCUGCGCUUCUACGAGGAGAUCGAGCGCCCGCACAUGUACAUCCGCUACGCGCACCGCCUGGCCGCCAUGCACCGCGCCGCCGCGCACUGGGCCGAGGCGGGGCUGGCGCUGCGCCUGCACGCCAAGCUGCUGCAGUGGGCCGAGCUGCCGCUGCCGCCGCGCCUGCGCCACCCCGCCGCGCCCACCGACCACCGCACGCAUCUGCAGCUCAAGGUGUCGCUGCUGGAGGAGGCGGCGCAGCUGCUGGACGCGGGCCAGCAGUGGGAGCUGGCGGCGCAGGUGGUGAAGGAGCUGGUGGCGCAGCACGAGCGGCGCGGCGCGGGCUACGCGGCGCUGGCCGAGCUGCACGAGCAGCUGGCGAGGCUUUACCGCGCGCCGCUGCGCCGGCCGCGCCCGCGCCCCGCGUACUUCCGCGUGCGCUACCUGGGCCGCGGGUUCCCGCCGCACCUGCGCGCGCCGCGUGGCUUCGUGCACCGCGGCCACGACUGCGACAUGCUGCACAACUUCAAGGAGCGCAUGCUGGACGAGUGGCCCGACGCCGAGGUGCUGCUGAAGCUGGACGAGCCGGCGGACGACGUGGUGCAGUCGGACGGGCAGUUCCUGCAGAUCAACGCGGUGACGCCGGUGCUGGCGGACGAGUGGCGCUGGCUGCGCGAGCGCGCCGUGGACGACCGCCUGCUGCGCUACUACGAGCACAACAACGUCAGCACCUUCGUGUACUCGCGCCCCUACCACCGGCCCGAGGACUCCAUCGUGCCGGGCGACGGCAAGGAGGACGUGUCGGGCGCCAACGAGUUCGCGACGCGCUGGCUCGACCGCACCGAGCUGCAGAUCAGCGACCCGCUGCCCGGCAUCCUGCGCUGGUUCCCCGUGGUGGCGAGCCGCAGCUACGCCGUGUGCCCGCUGGAGCUGGCGGUGGAGACCAUGGCGCGCACCAACGCCGACCUCAAGACCGUCAUCCUGGAGGCGCGCGAGCCCGACGCGCCGCUGCACCCGCUCACCAUGAAGCUGCAAGGCAUCCUGGACUCGGCGGUGCAGGGCGGACUGGUCAACUACGAGCUGGCGUUCCUCACGCCGGAGUACGCGGCGCGGCGGCCCGAGCACGCGGAGCUGCUGCAGCAGCUGCGCGACCGCAUCGCCGACCAGGUGCCGCUGCUCAAGUGCGGGCUGGACGAGCUGACGGCGCGCGCGCGCCAGGCGCCGCUCACCGCGCACCUCGCCGCCUGCUUCCGCCAGAUGCAGCAGCACGUGCACCAGCGGUACGGCAAGCGGACGGGCGAGCUGGAGCCGGAGGUGCAGCUGCGUGCGGCGCGCCGCAGCGCAGACGCGGACGCGCACCGCGUGUCCGACGCGUCCACCGGCGCUGAGUCGACGCCCAACAAGAGCAAAGUGAGCGCCAAGAUCAACUCGGCAUUGAGCAGCUGGGCGAGGAACAGCACCAGCGGCACUCUGCCACCCAAGAAGAGAGGCAGGAAGGUGAUUGUUCACAGCGACGUGAGCAACCAGUCGUCGGGCAGCCAGUGGUACACGUCGGCCGCCAACGGCGCGGCGCCUACACACAGCACCAGCAGCCUCAGCAGCCUCAGCAGCCUGCCCGCCGCCGUCAACAGCGUGCUGCUCGCCAACGGCAACGGCAGCUGUGCGCCCGACUCGCCCUCCUCCUCGCCACUGCGCGAGCUCCGGCAAGAGUUGGUGACAGAGCGGCCGCUGCGCGCCGACGUGGAGAGGAGGCUGUCGCAGCGCGCCAGCUUCAUCACCAGCUCCGAGCCGCCCUCCAAUAGGGACUCGUUGGGCACGACAGAUUCCAACCAAGAGGACGAGGAGCCGCCGCCGCUGCCGCAGAAGCAAUCGCAGUCACAGUCGCAGUCACAAUCGCAGUCACAGUCACAGUCGCAGUCGCAGCUGGACGCGGAGAACAACAACAGCGAGUGCUCGCCCGCUCAGCGCUACAACUACGACCUGGUGCUGGCGCCGCGCAACUCGUAUCUGUACACGUCGCGCCGCCGCAACACCGCGCCCGCGGAGAAGGCGCCCACGCCGCCGCCGAAGAAGCGCAACCAACACCACGUGUGAACAGCGGCGUCGUCAGUGACACUCGCAGCGUACUGGACGCGGUGAGAACAUCGACAACGAGUGCUCUUGUACUUUUAUACGGAGGUAUACCUGGGGUCCUUGGGCCGGUGGGCAUUCACCUUUAAUGUUGAAAGAAAGAAAGAAAGAAAAUAUAUUUAUUACUACAUAUUCACAUGUUCACAUGUUAUAUUGCAGCAAUGCUAAUUAACGUGUAAUAUUACAGUAGUAUUAAUGAUCAGUCUGAAUUAACGUGAGUAGUAUUGAUGGUACAGGAGUUCUUAUGCUGAGGUCUGUCUCUAUGUCGAACUAGCGGACGCCCGCGACUUCGUCCGCGUGAAAUUUAGUUUUUCAAAAAUCCCUCGGGAACCAUAGAUUACUCCGGGAUGAAAAGUAGCCUAUGUGUUAAUCCAGAGUAAAAUCUAUUUCCAUUCCAAAUUUCAGCUGAAUAGGUUCAGUGGUUGCGCCGUUAAAGAGUAACAAACAUCCAUACAAACUUUCGCGUUUAUAAUAUUAGUAGGAUUAGUAGGAUUAAUACUAAAGCACGUAGCACCCCACACCAAAAGGUUCGUAUAAUCGCGAAAUUACACCACCACGGCAAGAUAAGUUUAAAUUAGCUAUAUUUAAUUUAUAAAAGAGUUUUAAAAGCUUUAAAAAGUAUUUUUAAUGCUAUUCCAGCCGUGCAGACAUGACAGUGCAUUGUAACGUAACAUUAUAAAUUAUUGACUUUUUAACCGACUUCAAAAAAGGAGGAGUUUCUCAAUUCGUCGGAAUCUUUUUUUUUUCUGCUAUCAAGUAGCAAAGCAAGCAAGUAUUAUUUAUUGUACAUGCAAAAUACACACAAAAACUCGCACACAUUUUACACACACGUUUUUUAAAUACGUAUUUUGUAAAAUAAGUUUUUUUUUUAAUAUUACUCAAUUUAAACAUGACUCAGACCUUUCCGUUUCCGUUGGUUCAGCAUUUUAUUUCUGUUUUAGACACUUUUAUUACGCUUUAAGAGAUUGUCUUCCUUGUAUAUUAUUAAGUUUUGUAUAUGAUUAAAUAUUAUUGAUAACUUGUAAUAUUGCUGUUAUAUUUAUAUUAUGGUGUUAUAUUGCAGUAAAUACGUAUUUUGUAGCAUAUUGUUGCUGCAUUACUUACAUAAUUGUUGGAAUAUUGCAUUAAUAUUAAUGUUAAAGUGUAACAUUGCAGUGAUAUUAAAAUCAAUAUUUAAUAUAACAGCAAUGCCAAUGUAUAUAUUUCAGAAAUAAUAUUAAAGUUCACAUGUUAUAUUGCAGUACACACAUGCACAUGCACAUGUAAUAUUACACGUUAAUUAGCAUUAAUUAACGUGUAAUAUUACAGUAGUAUUAAUGAUUAUUCUGAAUGAACAUGAGUGGUAUUGAUGAUACAUGACUCUACUUAUUAUUUAUAAGAAAAAUAUAAUUAUUAUGUAAUAUAUAGGAAUAGCAAAGUAUACAUAACAGUGUACAAUGUAAUAGGCCAUCGAGAUAAGUCUGUAUAUCCAAAAUGAGUAACAAUAGUGCCAUAAUACAUUUGUUAUAUAGUCAGUGAAGAGUUACCACCUGCGACUGCCAUUCGUCAACUGAAAUAUAUGUGACGGUACUUUUUUAAAAUUAUAUUUGUAUAGAAAACGGCAUGUAAGUUGGACUACUAUAUAUUAAGAGGUGCCACGAGUAACCAUAGCGACACGUUGACGACAUUAGAAUCGCGUACGAUAUUUUCAAAUAUUUGCAAUGUCUAACAAUUUUUAACCGACUUCAAAAAAAGAGGAUGUUCUCAAUUUGACGUGUAUGUUUAUUUUUUUCAUGUUUGUUACCUCAUAACUUCGUCUUUUCUUAACCAAUUUUGAAAAUUCUUUUUUUGUUUGAAAGAGUACUUCCGUUCACUAUGCUAGGGCACACUAAAACAGAACAAGAACAUUUUUUUUUACAAAAAAAAUUGAACCGACUUCACAAUUACAAAACUAAACUGAAAAGCGAAAAAUAACAUCAUAUGUGCGAGGCAUUAACUCGAGCCGAAUUAAUCAUAAAGUUUUAGGAUUUAAAGACGGUUCUUUCAGAAACAGCUUUAAUUAAUACGUCACAGGCUUGGCACCGCCUUCAAAGUGAUCACAAGGUACGAUGUUAUUUUUCGCUUUUCAGUUUUGUGAUUUUGAAGUCGGUUCAAUAUUUUUUGUUAAAAAGAUUUUUGUCUAAGUAUACUAUACUAUGUUCACACAAGUGACAUUUUGGUUCCACUUACUUGCCGGGUUCUAUACCAACUGUAAUGUUUUUAUUUUGACACGUAAUUUAGUGUCAAAUGUGACGUCUGAACAUUGUUAUAAAAACUUUUGACAUGUAAUUAUUUAUUUUAUAAACGUUGAUAUUUAUAGUAGAUAUAAGAAUGGCUUUUUACAGAAUUUUACAAUAUUUAAUGUAUCCGUUAGAGAGCUUUAUCGGUAGAUAAGUUAAACAUUUAAAGGAAAUUAAAGUAAUUCUGACAUAUUAUUUUAAAUAUAUUAAUUAAUUAUUGAAUACGCAUCCUUCAACUUACACAUAACGACUGAAAUUUUAAUUUUAUAUUAAUUUAUAAUUUUAACACACAUUUUAUACAUUAGACUUGUAGCAUUGCAGUGUAGAAAUCGUUUAUAAUUGUAAUUAUAAAUUAAAAUAUUGAAAUCAAAAUAGAAAUAGUUUAUAGAAAAUUAUUUUAUUAUAAAAACGAAAUUAACCUAAAUACCUUCAAAAUUUGAUUGAUGUGUAAGUUUGUGAAAGACCCUAGACCAUUAAAAAUAAAGCACCUGCCUCGUAUACCGUUACCCCUCUGUCAAAGAUCAAGAAUCAAUGAUCUAACGCGUUUAUAAAAACUGUUGCUAUAAAAUCGAUGUUUCAUUGUUGUAAUCGUUUUCGUCGUGUAAAGAGCUCCCUAAAAAUGCCGGUUUGUGUAGUUGAAUGUCAUAAAAAACGGCCAAAAACUUGUAGUUUAGUAAAAGAAAAGGUAACGUUUUUACCAUAAUUUUAUCUAAUUUGUAAUAAAAACGAUUUCUAAAAAGAAUCGAUUCUUUUGAACUUAUACGUUACGCAAUACCUCUGUCUUCCAGUGAAAGUUUCAUUAAAAUCGGUUUACCCGUUUCAGGCAAUGUUAGUCACACAGACAAACAGUUUUGAAAUACACACAGACAUACACAUCAAAUGUAAUUAAUUAUCUUUGCACAUCAUUAUCGAAUUAAAUAUAUUACGUAAGUCACACGAUACUUCAAUAGGGUAGUUGACUCGUAUCAAAUUUAAUAUAAACAAUAUUUCUCGUGUAGUACGUGGAAUAAGUGUCCGAAAUAUAUCGAUAUCAAUUAAUAAAAGUUAAGGAUUUCUUAAAAAACUUAAUAUAAAUAUCACGUAUUUUUUACGUAAUUAUCCAAACGUCAAAAACGAUGUCGUCCAUUUUGUGACGUCACUAACACACUUGAUGUACUAAACGUCAAAAUAAUUGUUUAAUAGUGUUUCUGUCAAACGCUCUGUUUGUAAGGCAUUUGUUAUAGUGACGUCAUGAAACAAUUGAAGUAUAGACUGUCAUGGCCGACUUGCGUUCUGACUCGUAUUGUCAUAUUUAAAAACUAAAAUUUUCAUGUAAUCACGUCUCGAAAAAAUAUGAAUAAAUUUCAAUAUGGUAGAACGACAUUGAACUAUUUAAGAGCAUUUAAAAAAGAGUGUCAACUAGCCUAUUGUUUUGGAAUGAGGGCCUGCGCUGGUCAGACUAACCUCGAUCUAUGUGGCUGAAAGUUGCAACGAUGUUAAGUUGUGGCGACGCCACGAUGCUAAGUUCUGGCGACGAUGACGCCACGAUGCUGUGUUCUGGCGACCGAACGUAUGAUUUUUCAUAUUAUCUCGUAGAUCCAAAACUAAUUUGCAUAGUUGAGGGUCGGACUUAAGGAGACCGGCCUUAAAUGAAGUAUGUGUGGCUGUCUCAGGCUCUCUCCAUAAUCAAAUAUGGCGUCUCGUCGCCAUGCUAUUGUAGUUUUGUUACAUUAAUAAAUUAUGUACUCUUUCUUAAACAAUGUAUAUAAAUGAUUAUAAUUAAAAUGUUAUUUUAAUGAACAAGUUAUUAAAUUUAUAAAAAAAUA